Molecule: messenger RNA, 696 nt
Organism: Ipomoea triloba (trilobed morning glory)
Lineage: Eukaryota; Viridiplantae; Streptophyta; Magnoliopsida; Solanales; Convolvulaceae
Product: agamous-like MADS-box protein AGL80
Exons: 1
Coding region: 1-696 (231 amino acids)
Biological process (GO): positive regulation of transcription by RNA polymerase II
Molecular function (GO): protein dimerization activity; RNA polymerase II cis-regulatory region sequence-specific DNA binding; DNA-binding transcription factor activity, RNA polymerase II-specific
Source: RefSeq, a predicted model, not a curated record
AUGACAAGAAGAAGAUUAAGAUUGGCGUAUAUUGUCAAUGAAUCCAAAAGAAAAACAUCCUACAGAAAAAGAAAGAAUGGGAUGCUCAAGAAGCUUAAUGAGCUCACCAUCCUUUGUGGCGUAGAUGUUGCAAUAGUAAUGUACAACUCUUUCGAGUCAAGGCCAGUCAUAUGGCCGUCUGCUGGAGAGUUUCUACAGAGAAUUACUAGGUUGUUGAACUUGCCAUAUGCGGAACAAACUCGAAGAAUGAUGAGCCAUGAAAGCUUUGUUGAACAGAGGCUUCAUAAGUUGAGCACUAAACUUCUGAAGGUGAAGAAAGACAAUAGGGAGGGGGAGAUGAAUGCAUUGAUGCAUAAGAUCCUUUCCGGAGAACGAACAAUUGAUUCUUUAAGUUCCAUAGAUCUAAACGACUUGGGUUGGGUUUUAAACUCCAACUUGGCUAAAAUUGGUAACAAGGCUGAGGAAAUUAUGAGACAUUCCUCAACCUUAGCAUCAUCAACUUUAGCUCCAGCCCAAACUUUGACUGCUUUUCUCCCUGGUGCUCAUUCUUUUACUACUGCUUCACCUUUUGUCGUUAGUCUUGGCACAAGCAAUGUGGUGGCUCCUGCAGAUGUGUUUUCCAGGUAUCAAGGCACUGGUAUGCAAACUGGCCCAACUUAUGGGGGACCGGGGCCUAGAUACUCUCAAAAUCCUUGA